Messenger RNA from Physcomitrium patens, 1397 nucleotides. RefSeq names its product L-galactose dehydrogenase. Gene Ontology annotation, biological process: L-ascorbic acid biosynthetic process. The record is from RefSeq and is a predicted model, not a curated record. Gene Ontology annotation, cellular component: cytosol. Gene Ontology annotation, molecular function: L-galactose dehydrogenase activity. Lineage: Eukaryota; Viridiplantae; Streptophyta; Bryopsida; Funariales; Funariaceae.
UGGCUCAAGCUGCGAUAUAACGAAGUUGGUGGUGGCAUAGUCUGCAUCAACAACGUGUUCUCGUUUUUCUUGCACGGCGGCUGUGGAGCAUGGGUCGUGUUCUGGCUAUCUUAUUAGUGCGGAUAGUGACCAAUUGGAUUUGUGCUUGCUACUUGAGACUAUCCACAGUGUCGUUCGAACCCUAAGUACACAUACUGCGCGAUUGAUUCUGUAUCCAGGCCGGAGACAUUUGAGAAAGAGAGGAGACGCACAGGAUCGGCUGUUGAGAUGGCAGGACUAGGAUUGAGGGAACUAGGAACUACAGGCUUGAGGGUUACCUCUAUCGGUUUCGGUGGUUCGCCUCUGGGCAAUGUCUUUGGCGCUGUGAAGGAAGAGGAUGCCAUCGCCUCCGUGCACGAAGCUGCCCGCUUGGGCAUCAACUACUUUGACGUCUCCCCAUAUUACGGCGACACUCUAGCAGAGACCGUGCUUGGGAAAGCUCUUAAGACUAUGCCCAUCCCUCGUGAGAGCUACGUUGUGUCAACCAAGUGCGGCAGAUACGGGUCUGGAUUUGAUUUCAGCGCAGGGCGAGUGACGCGCAGCGUGGACGAGAGCCUGGCGCGCCUCAACCUUCAAUAUGUGGACAUCAUUCUGUGCCACGACAUCGAAUUCGGUUCUCUUGAUCAGAUCGUGAACGAGACUAUACCCGCCCUUCAGAAGCUCAAAGAGUCCGGGAAAAUUCGCCACAUUGGGAUCAGCGGCUUACCGCUAAAUAUUUUCAAGUACGUAUUGGACCGAGUCCCCAAAGGAUCUGUAGAAGUGAUUCUGUCCUAUUGUCAUUACAGCCUCAACGACACAUCCUUGUUGGAGCUUGUCCCUUACUUGAAAGACAAGGGAGUUGGUAUAAUCAGUGCUUCACCCUUGUCCAUGGGUCUUCUCUCUGGAUUGGGCUACCCAGAUUGGCACCCCGCUCCUCCAGAAUUAAAGGCGGCAUGUGCUCAGGUAACAGAGGUGUGCAAGGCCCAGGGCAAGAGCAUCGCAAAGUUCGCAUUACAAUACGCGUUGAGGGAGCGUAGAAUCGCCACAACUUUAGUAGGCAUGAGUUCAGUAGAUCUGGUGCGAGAAAACGUAAAAACAGCCAUUGAGGUGGAGCAGAGUAUUGCAAGCAUUGACGAGGAGCUUCUGCAGCAACUGGAGCAAAUAUUGCAGCCAGUAAAGAACAUGACCUGGCCGAGUGGACGAGAAGAGAACAACUAGCUGUGGGAAGUGGCAGCACAUCACAGAAUCUUUACAAGCAUGAAGUGACUGUGCAGAGCAACUGUGCAGUGUGCACUGUACAGUAGUGCAGUUUCUAAUCUACAAGCUGAUGUAUAAGUGCAUAUGCAACGCAACAGAAGAAUUUUCCAAGAUGAACGGCA